Molecule: messenger RNA, 2784 nt
Organism: Microthlaspi erraticum
Lineage: Eukaryota; Viridiplantae; Streptophyta; Magnoliopsida; Brassicales; Brassicaceae
Source: the annotation of a GenBank genome assembly
AUGAGACGAGGAAAUUCAGGUAACGACCGUGAACUUGGGAUUCUACGAGGAGCUCACUCGGAUACCAACUCCGACAACGAAAGCAUCGCCAGCGACCGGACCGCCUUCAGUGGUCCCUUGGGUGGUCGGCCUAAACGCGCAUCCAAGAAAAACGCAAGAUUUGCUGCGGAUCUUCCUAGGAGAAGCAAUAGUGUCAGCGGCGACGGCGGUGGACGUGGCGGUGAAGACGAUGAGUACGUGGAGAUUACGCUAGACAUCAGGGAUGACUCGGUGGCCGUCCACAGUGUCCAGCAAGCUAGUGCCGGAGGAGGAGCUCAGCAUUUGGAGGAUCCAGAGCUGACACUUCUCACCAAGAAGACGCUUGAAAGCAGCCUCAACAACUCCGCCUCCCUUAACUUCUUCCGUAGCACCUCCUCACGUAUCAAGAACGCAUCACGCGAGCUCCGGCGCGUGUUCUCUAGACGCCCUUCUCCCGCCGUGCGACGGUUUGACCGAACGAGCUCCGCUGCCAUCCAUGCUCUUAAAGGUCUCAAGUUCAUAGCCACCAAGACCGCCGCGUGGCCCGCCGUAGACCAACGUUUCGAUAAACUCUCCGCUGACUCCAACGGCCUCUUACUCUCUUCCAAGUUUUGGGAAUGCUUAGGAAUGAACAAGGAGUCAAAAGACUUUGCGGACCAGCUCUUUAGAGCACUGGCUCGCCGGAAUAACAUCUCCGGCGAUGCAAUCACCAAAGAACAGCUCAGAAUCUUCUGGGAACAAAUUUCUGAUGAAAGCUUCGAUGCCAAACUACAAGUCUUCUUUGACAUGGUGGACAAAGAUGAGGAUGGAAGGGUAACAGAAGAAGAGGUGGCUGAGAUUAUUAGUCUUAGUGCUUCAGCGAACAAGCUUUCAAAUAUUCAAAAGCAAGCCAAAGAAUAUGCAGCGUUGAUAAUGGAAGAGUUGGACCCAGACAAUGCUGGUUACAUCAUGAUCGAAAACCUGGAGAUGCUUUUACUACAAGCCCCGAACCAGUCAGUGCGGAUGGGAGACAGUCGGAUACUAAGCCAAAUGCUAAGCCAGAAGCUGAAACCGGCGAAAGAAAGCAACCCUCUGGUGAGAUGGUCGGAGAAAAUCAAAUAUUUCGUACUUGACAACUGGCAGAGACUAUGGAUCAUGCUGCUAUGGCUUGGCAUCUGCGGCGGCCUAUUCACCUACAAAUUCAUUCAGUACCGAAACAAAGCGGCUUAUGGCGUGAUGGGUUAUUGCGUUUGUGUCGCCAAAGGAGGCGCAGAGACUCUCAAAUUCAACAUGGCUCUCAUUUUGCUGCCUGUUUGUCGCAACACUAUCACUUGGCUCAGGAACAAGACCAAGCUAGGUGUUGUUGUUCCGUUCGACGACAAUCUCAACUUCCACAAGGUUAUUGCAAGUGGGAUUGUGGUCGGUGUUUUGCUCCAUGCGGUUGCGCAUUUAACGUGUGAUUUCCCGCGUUUACUUGCCGCGGAUGAGGAUACCUAUGAGCCGAUGAUACCGUACUUUGGAGAGCAACCGGAGAGCUACUGGUGGUUUGUGAAGGGAGUAGAAGGAUGGACCGGUAUUGUGAUGGUUGUGCUAAUGGCUAUAGCGUUUACACUCGCAACGCCUUGGUUCCGACGUAACAAGCUUAACUUACCUACAUUCCUCAAGAAGCUUACCGGUUUCAAUGCCUUUUGGUACUCCCACCAUUUGUUCAUCAUUGUUUAUGCUCUUCUCAUUGUCCAUGGUAUCAAGCUCUACCUCACCAAGAUUUGGUAUCAGAAAACGACAUGGAUGUAUCUCGCUGUACCAAUCCUUCUGUAUGCUUCUGAGAGGCUGCUCCGUGCUUUCAGAUCAAGCAUCAAACCGGUUAAGAUGCUCAAGGUGGCUGUUUAUCCGGGGAACGUUUUGUCACUACACAUGACGAAGCCGCAAGGAUUCAAAUACAAAAGUGGACAGUACAUGUUCGUAAACUGUAGAGCUGUCUCACCCUUCGAAUGGCAUCCUUUUUCCAUCACAUCUGCUCCCGGAGACGAUUAUCUGAGCGUACACAUCCGCACGCUUGGUGACUGGACACGUAAGCUCAGGACCGUCUUCUCCGAGGUUUGUAAACCUCCAACCGCUGGUAAAAGCGGUCUGCUUCGAGCGGAUGGAGGAGACUCUGGCAACAUUGCGUUUCCAAAGGUCCUUAUCGACGGUCCUUAUGGUGCUCCCGCACAAGACUACAAGAAAUACGACGUGGUGCUUCUUGUAGGUCUCGGUAUUGGAGCCACGCCUAUGAUCAGUAUCCUCAAGGACAUCAUUAACAACAUGAAGGUUCAUGACCGCGACAGCGAUAUUGAGAACAACAACAAUAAUGGGACCAGUAAAGGGUUUAGGACGAGGAAAGCUUAUUUCUACUGGGUGACUCGGGAACAAGGAUCGUUCGAGUGGUUCAAAGGGAUAAUGGACGAGGUUUCUGAGCUGGACGAGGAAGGAAUAAUCGAGCUCCAUAACUAUUGCACGAGCGUGUACGAGGAAGGUGAUGCUAGGGUGGCUCUUAUUGCCAUGCUUCAAUCGUUGCAGCACGCUAAGAAUGGUGUUGAUGUUGUCUCGGGGACACGUGUUAAGUCACACUUCGCUAAACCUAACUGGAGACAAGUAUACAAGAAGAUAGCUGUUCAGCAUCCAGGCAAACGAAUCGGAGUCUUCUAUUGUGGGGCACCAGGACUAACGAAGGAACUAAAAAAUCUGGCGUUGGAUUUCUCUCGUAAGACAACCACCAAGUUUGACUUCCACAAAGAGAACUUCUAA